Messenger RNA from Nannizzia gypsea CBS 118893, 750 nucleotides. RefSeq names its product extracellular serine-threonine rich protein. NCBI's taxonomy places the organism in Eukaryota, Fungi, Ascomycota, Eurotiomycetes, Onygenales, Arthrodermataceae. The transcript has a single exon. The record is from RefSeq and is a predicted model, not a curated record. The coding region runs from base 1 to 750 and encodes 249 amino acids.
AUGCAGUUCACUCUCGUCGUCGCUGCCCUCGCGGCCGUCGCCUCUGCCGUCACUCCUCCAAACUACUCCCAGUCGCCAUCCGGCAACCCCAUCUUCACCCCAGGCAGCCAGGAGCUCGUCCCCGCCGGCAGCCCCUACACCAUCAGCUGGAAGCCAACCACCCAGCGCCCCGUCUCCGUCAUGCUCCUCCACGGCUGCCCCAAGAACUGCAUGCCCGUCGCUACUCUCGCCGAGGGCAUCCCCAACACCGGCUCCCUGCCAUGGACUCCAUCCACUUCUCUCGUCGGCGACUCUGCCUACGGUCUCCUGAUCGUCGUCGAGGGCACCGGCGAGUACCAGUACAGCACCAACUUCGGCAUCAAGAACGACCAGCCACACAACCCCCCAAAGCACUCCUCCGUGCCUGCUGAGAAGCCAACCUGGACUCGCCAGCCAUCUGCGCCAGCCACCCACAUCGUCGUCUCUUCCACCGCCCCUGCUUCCACCGGCGGUGUCAUCACCCUCACCACCUCCGUCUGCCCACCAACCUCCACUGCCACUGCUGCUCCCUACCCAACCGGCGGCAGCUCCGUUCCCGGCACCCCCCAGCCAACUGGCGGCAACCCAGCUCCUGUUCCAACUGGCACCGGUGCUCCCGUCCCACCACCAGCUGCCACCUUCACUCCUCCACCAUUCAACAACGGUGCCGGUCGCGUCGGUGCUGGUGUCGGUGCCGCUCUCCUCGUUGUCGCCGCUGCUUUUGCCUUGUAA